Messenger RNA from Cydia pomonella (codling moth), 4473 nucleotides. RefSeq lists its product as uncharacterized. Gene Ontology annotation, biological process: reciprocal meiotic recombination; double-strand break repair via homologous recombination. Bases 1664 to 3034 code for a protein of 456 amino acids. Lineage: Eukaryota; Metazoa; Arthropoda; Insecta; Lepidoptera; Tortricidae. Gene Ontology annotation, cellular component: nucleus. Gene Ontology annotation, molecular function: ATP-dependent chromatin remodeler activity; DNA translocase activity; ATP binding. The record is from RefSeq and is a predicted model, not a curated record. The transcript has 6 exons.
UUGGAUGUGUUUGAGUAUAGUUAUUGUAUGCGCAUGAGAGGGGACGUGGGAAGCAAGAAUGUGAAUAAACGCGCUAACGUAUUUUGGGUAUUGUAAGAAUUGGUUUGUAAGAUUGAAAAGGGCGUUAGAAUAGCAACUGUAACAAAGCUGUAAACACCGAGUUGCCUUAACCGCAUCAUAUUGGAGUCAAAUGAUAUUUUUGCUGAUAGAAUGGUGUAUUUUACAGGAAACUCUUAAAGUGCAUAGAUGUGAUGUGAUAUGAUACUAUUAUCUCGUUAUUAUACAUUUUAUUAUUCUCGUAAAGUAUUUAUUCAUUGUUAACUGUGUACAUAAGAUGUCAUAUACAGGAGAUAUCGAACCAACAGCUGCCCGUUUCGAGCAUACAAUAUAUGUGAUCUUAAAACUACUAACUAUACUAGCUUAGUGACUAACUUAUUAUUAUCAAACUGGUAAUUCCAGAUAAAACUCAUUUAGGUUGUAAAAUACAUUUUCAAUCAACCCGUUUUUUAACUUAAAUUUAAAACGAUUCCCCUCUAAUAUUUUUACUUCAAUUGGCAGGGCGUUAAAAACACGUAUUGCAGUAUUGAAUGUACUUCUGUAAAAUAUUGAGUUAUUUGAUUUUGGACAUACAAGAUUAAAUUUGUACUAAUCUCUGAUAUUAUCUCUCUGCGAGGUUUUUUCCUAAAAUAGGCGUCAUUAUUUUUUAUAAAGAGGCAAAGUUCUAGAAUGUAUAUUCCAGUAAGAGUAAGAAACCGCUUUUCUCUAAACACAUUACGUAAGGAUUGUUCAGUAUGCAUGCGGUAUAUUGUACGCAAACAUGUUUUUGAAGGAUAAAUGUACUGUGAAUGUCUACCGAGUUCCCCCAGAAAAUAACACCGUAUGUUAGCAGCGGAAACACAUUUCCAUAAUAUGACUUUUUGGCAACAUCCUCAGAGCAAGUUCCGAGCGUUGUUAACUUUUUAUUGAAUUAUGUAAUUAAUAUUUGAAUUUUAAUAUAAUAUUUAAUCCUACCUAUGUGUAAAGUUUAAAUAAAUAAAAUAAACACGCGAUUUGCCGCUACGGUUGCUAACCGUAAGUGAGUACAGCCCUUAUAUAAAGAUGAGAAUCUUUAUUUUUAGCACUGGUACAAAUCAGCUGGCAACUGUCACUUGAAAAAAAUAUAACCAAAUUAAAAAGUCGUGGUGGUCUAUUUUCAACACGGCUCCAUACUUGCAACACUAGCGCUAAAAGUCAAAUCCUUCGAGUCCUUUCAACUUGGAAGUAUAGUAUAGUAUAUGUGAUUUGAGGAAUAAUCGGAAACCGACGUGUUUCUCACCUUGUAAAUGAAUUCAUUUACAUACAUAGCAAAUUAAUGCAAAAUGUUUUUACAACUUUAGUUAUAAGCGAAGUUUCGACUCCUACGAGUGUGUUCUGCGCGUGAAUAUAUAUAGUAAAAUCGGUUUCCAUGUUUUGGGAUCAUGUUUACCGUAACAGGCAUAUCAUGCAGGAGUUCGAGGACCUAGAAGUGCACAAAACCAGUGUCUCUGUAUUUGUAGCGUUGUUUUACUUAGAAAUGCUGUAUAUUCUGAUUAUGACGCUGUCAAUAUUGAACAGACUGAAUCAGAAUAUGCCGUCGUAAAUCGCCGAAGAUUUCUCGGUAUACCUCAACAAUAAUUAAUUGACAAUGACUGACAUUAAGAUAAAGGAGCGGCUGUACCUCUCAAAGCCGGACAACAUCUAUGUGGACCAUCACCAGCUAAUGCAGCAUCAGGUUGAUGCUCUCCGGCUGCUCUAUGCCCAAUAUAAAAAGAAAAUGGGUGGUUUGAUUCUCAACGAUCCCAGUGGUUACGGGAAGACAGUGGUGGCAGUGCUGUUUCUGCAGGCGCUGCGGCAGGUACUGCCGUCGCCCGCAUUGGUGCUAUGCCGUGCGACAGAGCUACAACACUGGCGACACCACUUCCACACCUGGGCCACCACGGAAGACGUAAUCUUCGAGUCCUCUAACCCCUACGUGAAGAAGUCCAUCUUCGUGAACACUCGGCAGCAGCUGCCGUCGCUCUGCCGCCGCACCUGGUCCGUCGUCGUGGUCGACGAUGAUCUGCCGAGGGAACUGCAGGCCGACUUCAAGAUAUAUCUCACUAAUGAAGAUAUGAAGGAAAAUUUGAACACGUUUGCUUCAAUACACCGAUGGAUGUUCCCCAAAGAACCCGAGUUCGACAUCAAGCAAGUCACAGGACAUAAAAAUAGUCCCGCGGAUUUCGACAAAAAAGCUUAUUUACUCGAGUUUUUGUUUGAAGGAAUUGUAUUUAGAAGCAAGAAUUUCACGCCGUUUAAGAAACCAGAGACACAAGCACCUCCCGUACCGAUAGUAUUUGAGCCACCGCGGAUAUCACGGAAAAACAAAGACGCAACUGGAACGAAAAUAAAGCGGUCCAAAGCCAGAAUAGAGGCAGAGUCCAACCAGGCGGCCAAAAUCCCGAGAACCGAACCUACAGAGAGGAACUCCACUAUCACAUCUAAGGACUACUACAAAGAUAAAGAAAUGGACGUCGAAAGCUUUAUAAAAAACGAAAAGCCGAUAACAGGAGAAGGUGUUGAAGAAUUCAUGGAUUUCCAAGCAAUGAUAAAAUCCGAUACAGAGAAUUUUAAAGAAAUAGUUAGGAAUGAAAGAUUGAAUGGUGAUAAGGUUAUUCUUACAGAGGAGAAUACAGACGUGUGCACCGCUGACUACCAGGAUGCGAUAAAUGAUAUAGUUAAUAAUGAAAAUGAUAAAAGUAAUGAAGAAACUUAUGGGAAUAUUGAUGUUAGGGUUACGGAAAGUGAUUCGGAUACAGGAAAGGCUAAUAAUAGUGUAAAUGUGAGUACAGAGAAUGAUGCAGAAGUUAUAAGUGUAAGUAAUAAUAAGAUAGAAGUACCCAAUUUAGAAGAAAAUAAGGAUGCGACAAUACAAUUAGUUAAUAAUGAAUCGAAGAAAGAUCUUGAAACUAAACUAACUGAAUUGGAAGAGAAGACUUUAAAUAAGUUUAAGGGGUCGCUUUUAGAUAGCAUAUUCUGAAUAAGUAUGUUUAACCGAUAGAUGUCAGAUGUUUGCAUUUUAAAAAGUAAGAGAAUAUGAACUGAUUGUUUAUAUAGGUGCAUUAUUGAGCACGGUGAAUUUCUGUUGGUUAAAAGUUAGUCAACUGAAACAUCUAUACUAAUUAGAACAUGUAUGUAUUGUACUAUACAAAAGACAAAAUCAUGGAAUUUCUGUGUAACUAAUAAUUAGUCAACAUUUUUUAUGAAACCAUUUGUAGUCUGACUUUAGUACACGCGAGACUAACUAUGAAUUGGGAAUUAUUUUAAAACUUACUAUCAACUACGUGAACUACGAUAACUACGUGUAGAAUCUGAGACGGGACUAGAAAUACAGAUAUAGAAAUCAAGUGAUGAUUAACCCUUUUCCAGGCAUAGUACUAUUUAUCGACCACAUACGCGCCAUUAUAAUUUCAACUUUAGUAUUCCGAUUUAAGGUUCAAAUUAGAUUACACUUUCAGGAAAUGUUACUUGUCUUCAAAUGAAUCAUCAAAGCUGGAUUAAUUGGUAUAUAUUUGGCUUUUUUGGGAAAACCUUUUAGAUUGGUGUGGCCUGGAAAAGGGUUAAGAACUUGAAGUCGAGGCAAACUAUAGUGUUUAUGGAAGAUAUAGACUCAGACUCAACUCUACCCAGCGCUUUAAUGUCAUCGUUGGUAAUACGUUUCGUGUCAAGUUUUUCUAAGUCUAAAAUCUUUCGGUGUGGUAAGCAGACAAGCCUAAUAGGGCUGGCGUAGACUACAACAAAUAUUAUUAUUAAAGAUAAAAAAGUCAAGUGAGGAUUUCUCAUUACGUCUCCUGCACACCUAUAUAGAUGUUGCAGUUAUCAGACUUGUCAAAGUUUUGAAAAAGUGCAUUUUUUUAAGCUUUGCGUAAAACGCUUUAGUGUCUGGUUGGCCAAAUGCGGCAGUUACAGGAUAUCAGAGGGCCUACCGCGAACCACGUUCGACGUGUUGCCUCCCUGUCACACGUACGAAUUUACGAGUGCGACAGAGAGGCAACACGUCGAACGUGGUUCCCGGUAGGCCCUCUGCCAGUCUCACUAUUUAUGCUAACGUUCUAAAGGUUAGAAUGCGAUGAAUUGAUUUACAUUGAUUGACAUUUGGCUUGCCAGAGUAGUGGAUUCUCUAUCGCUCUUGCAUAUUCUAUCCAUAGAGGCAAAUGGACGAAUGAACGAAGUGUUUCGGUCAUUCCCAAGUCAAAGUCAAGUGUUUGGUUAGUGUUGUUUGAACCUAGCUGUCUUGAAAUAUGUUAAAAUAUUUUUAUUUUGUAUUUUUAUAGUAGUCUUAAUGUAUAUUUACUAGAAGAAAAGUGUUAUUUAUUACAAAAAUGAAUUUCGUUCAAACUUUUUGUAUAAACAUAACUACAGUUCGUUUUUACCGUCUAUUAGGUAUUUCAAAAUAAAUAAAAUCAGAAUUUAAUCAUA